This is a messenger RNA of Penicillium longicatenatum, 1053 nucleotides long. RefSeq names its product zinc-binding alcohol dehydrogenase family protein. Gene Ontology annotation, molecular function: oxidoreductase activity, acting on NAD(P)H. The record is from RefSeq and is a predicted model, not a curated record. Bases 1 to 1053 code for a protein of 350 amino acids. The transcript has a single exon. NCBI's taxonomy places the organism in Eukaryota, Fungi, Ascomycota, Eurotiomycetes, Eurotiales, Aspergillaceae.
AUGCCCUCAAAUCACGGCGCCUGGCAACUAAGAUGCCACACCCCCCUCGAAAUCAAAAGGACCCCUUACCAGGAAGCCCUCACACCCACCCAAGCCCUGAUAAAAGUUCACGCAUGGGCCAUAAACCCAGCGGACCACAUCCUCCAAGACACCGUGAUGGCCUUUGUCAGCUAUCCUGUUAUCCUAGGCGAGGACAUCGCCGGCACGAUAGUAGCACUAGGGAACGCAACCAAAUUCGCAGUCAACGACCGCGUAAUCGGAUUCGCGCAGGGUGCAACGAAGGGACCGGCUAUGGGUGGAUUCCAGGAGUACGUCGUCGUGGAAUCGGACUUGAUGUGCCGGAUUCCAGAUUCGAUGUUGUUUGAGCAGGGUGUUGUUUUGCCAUUAGGGUUCUCGACAGCUGCUUAUGCCCUUGUGAGCAAGGAGUAUUUCGGGCUGGCAAUUCCGGCGUCUGGCAAUUCUUCCUCUGGAGUUAUAGAUCAGGAUAAGGGGGAAGGGAAGAAGUCUGUGCUCAUUUGGGGUGGAAGUUCUUCUGUUGGAAGUAAUGCUAUUCAAUUAGCGGUUGCGAGUGGUCUGACCGUUCUGACUACUGCAUCGCCGAGGAACUUUGAAGGCUUGAAAAAGCUUGGUGUGGAUAUGGUCUUUGAUUAUACUGCCCCGGAUGUUGUGUCAGAAAUUGUCCGUGAGCUGGAUGCGCGCUCGGAUUGUGUGGGGAUAUUCCAAGCAGCUGGAUUUGGGGCAUCUUUGGGUCCUGUUUUGGAGGUUGCGAGGCUGAUGAAGUCUGAUGUGUUUGUUGUGACCACGAUGCCAUUGCAAGAGGGUGUGGUUCCGGAUGGUGUGCGUGCGAAGAUGCUUUUUGGGGAUAACCAGAAUGUUAUUCUAGAGUUAUGGCGGGAGUUCUUACCUAAGGCAUUAGAGGCAGGAAAAUAUCAUGCUUUGCCGGAGCCUUUGAUUAUGGAAACGAGGGGGCUGAAGGGGAUUCAAGAGGGUUAUGAUGUGUUGAAGAAGGGGGUGUCUGCAAAGAAGGUGGUUGUUCUUGCAGAACCGAGUUAG